CAACCAUUGGCAACACGCUUUCGUGCAUUGUUUGUGCUGCGUAAUUUGGGAUGUAAUGAAAGUGUGAAAUGGAUUGGUAAAUGCUUCAGCGAUAAGUCAGCAUUGUUAAAGCAUGAAUUAGCCUAUUGCCUGGGUCAGACACAGAAUGCAAGUGCUGUACCGAUACUUAUCGAUGUGUUAGAAGAUGAGGAACAAGAGACAAUUGUGCGACACGAAGCUGGCGAGGCACUAGGCGCAAUUGGUGAUCCGUUAGCUUUACCAACUCUGAGGAAAUAUUUAACUCACUCUGAACCAGCAUUAGUAGAAACUUGUGAGUUGGCGAUACAGCGAAUUGAGUGGCUCUUAAAUAAACGACGCAAUGACAGUGAAUUCGUUGACAAUAGAAGUCCAUAUAAUUCUGUUGAUCCAUCACCAGCAAGCUCAGAAAGAGAUGUUAAAAAAUUAGGUGAAAUAUUAGUGGAUGCGUCUAAAUCACUUUGGCAACGAUAUGAAGCAAUGUUCGCCUUAAGGAAUCUGAACACAGAUAAAGCGAUUGAAGCACUUUCGAAAGGUUUGGAGUGCCCAGAGAGUGCGUUAUUCCGUCAUGAGGUUGCUUAUGUGCUAGGUCAAACACAGUCUCCGAUAGCUGUCAAGAGUUUAAGAAGUCAUUUAGAAUGUUUGAAUGAAAACCAUAUGGUUAGACAUGAAUGUGCUGAAGCGUUGGGUGCGAUUGCUACCGAACAAUGUGAAGAAUUAUUGAAGAAAUAUUUGCAUGACAAUGAGAGUUGUUUGAGCCUAAACGAUGUUGGCCGUUUAUACAAGGUAUCUGAUGAUGUUGUUAAAAGGCUGUCAUUCGACAAAAUUUUGCCAAUCCGAUUCGCGAAACAGAUUGAAACGCUUAAUGAAUGUGUUUGGCUUUGUAGAAGGCCUUUCCUUGAAGUGAUCAAUUGUUUGAAGGCUGUUAGAACGACUGCGCCAAACCUACGAAUUGUUUUGUGGGGAAAAUUUGGAACUGGCAAAUCGACGACGUUAUAUCAAACAUUACAUUAUGCUCAUUUACAUCAGUGGAUAGUUUUUACAGUUCGAAGUGGAAUCUAUUUGACACGAUCUGCAAAAGAAAUUCAAAUGUCCACCUAUCAUCCUGGACGAAUAGACGUACCUCUACAGGCGAUUGAAAUGCUGCAACUUUUCAAGCAGAAUAAUGCGCCUUAUUGGAGUAAACUUUCGGAGUUAAAAACUGGCAAAAAUUAUGAGUGGACAAAAGUUGAGAAGACGUCAAUGGGUCGUCCGAUAACAGAUAUUGUUGAAAUGGGUCUUUCCGCACCGUUUAUCGCUUCGGAUUGUGUUGGUGCUCUGUUACGAGAGUUGAAAUGGCACGCAACUGAGAAUCAUUUUCGUUUAUUAUUCGUUAUUGAUGACGCCAAUUCGCUGUUCGGCAAAACCACUGUGAAACGGGCUGAUCGAAGCUACGCGGCCGCUAAUGAUCUCACACUUGUUCAUCAUAUCCGCAAAACAAAUGGAGCGUGUGUGAUGGUGGCCGAUAAAAAAGAAUUGAGUGAUGCUCGAGAUGCUGUAACAAUACCGCUGAAUACGCCUUUGGAACUUUUUGGUGAAGAGGGCUUCGACGCGAUUGAGCCGUUCAUACCGAUUGAGACGGAACUCUAUACAGAGCAAGAAACGAACGCAUUGUAUGAUUAUUACAAGCAAAAGCACUGGAUUGCCACUCAGAAUGGACGUAGCGAAGUGGGUCGUAAGCAGUUGAUGUAUUUGAGUGCAUUCAAUCCGUUCGAUUAUGAGAGAUUAUGCGCAUUUCUGUGA
This is a messenger RNA of Anisakis simplex (herring worm), 1797 nucleotides long. NCBI's taxonomy places the organism in Eukaryota, Metazoa, Nematoda, Chromadorea, Rhabditida, Anisakidae. The record is from the annotation of a GenBank genome assembly.